Molecule: messenger RNA, 2881 nt
Organism: Benincasa hispida (wax gourd)
Lineage: Eukaryota; Viridiplantae; Streptophyta; Magnoliopsida; Cucurbitales; Cucurbitaceae
Product: sucrose synthase
Biological process (GO): sucrose metabolic process
Molecular function (GO): sucrose synthase activity
Source: RefSeq, a predicted model, not a curated record
CACCCAUUUCCUUUACCCACCGCAUCCAUGGCGAUGAUCAUUCAGCUGCAAUCGCCAAACCCUUUCUUCCAUUCUCUAUAUAAAAACCCUUUCUCCUCUUCUUCUCUUCUCACCAUUCCAUUUCCACAUUUCCCCUUUCUAUUUCUUCCUAAGCUGAAGCUAACUAAGAUUGUUCUGAAAUUUCUGUUCAUCCUCCAAGAAGAUAGCCAUGGCAGAACGAGUCCUCGACCGUGUUCACAGCUUCCGGGAGCGUUUGGAUGAAACUCUAGUUACUCAACGAAAUGAUAUCCUGGGCUUCCUCUCAAAGAUUGAGGCCAAAGGAAAAGGCAUCCUGCAACAUCAUCAACUGAUUGCUGAGUUUGAAGCAAUUCCUGAAGAGAAUCGAAAGAAACUAGCAGAUGGGGCAUUUGGGGAAGUCCUGAGAUCCACUCAGGAAUCCAUAGUUUUGCCCCCAUGGGUUGCGCUUGCUGUUCGUCCAAGGCCAGGUGUGUGGGAAUAUAUUAAAGUCAAUGUCCACGCAUUGGUUGUUGAAGAGCUUCAGGUUGCUGAGUAUUUGCACUUGAAAGAAGAACUUGUAGAUGGAAGUUCGAACGGCAACUUCGUUCUUGAGCUUGAUUUCGAGCCGUUUAAUGCAUCCUUUCCUCGGCCUACUCUCUCCAAGUCCAUUGGCAAUGGCGUUGAGUUCCUUAACCGUCACCUCUCUGCAAAGCUAUUCCAUGGUAAAGAGAGUAUGCAGCCAUUGCUGGACUUCCUCAGAGUUCACUGCUACAAAGGAAAAACAAUGAUGCUGAAUGAUAGAAUUCAGACCCUGAACGCCUUCCAACAUGUGCUGAGAAAGGCAGAGGAGUAUCUAGUAACACUUGCACCAGAAACACCCUACUCCGAGUUUGCAAACAAGUUCCAGGAGAUGGGCCUAGAGAGAGGGUGGGGCGACACCUCUGGGCGUGUUCUCGAAAUGAUCCAACUUCUUUUGGAUCUCCUCGAGGCCCCCGAUCCUUGUACCUUUGAGAAGUUCCUUGGUAGAAUCCCCAUGGUCUUUAACGUUGUCAUCCUUUCACCCCACGGUUACUUUGCACAAGAUAAUGUAUUGGGUUACCCCGACACUGGUGGCCAGGUGGUUUACAUCUUGGACCAAGUUCGUGCUUUGGAGCAUGAAAUGCUUCAACGUAUAAAGCAGCAAGGAUUGGACAUAACGCCACGCAUUCUCAUUAUCACCAGACUCCUUCCAGAUGCAGUAGGAACCACCUGCACCCAGCGUCUCGAAAAAGUAUUUGGGACAGAGCACUCCCACAUUCUUCGAGUUCCAUUCAGAAAUGAGAAAGGAAUAGUCCGAAAGUGGAUCUCAAGAUUUGAAGUCUGGCCUUACCUGGAGACUUACACCGAGGAUGUUGCACAAGAACUUACCAAAGAGUUGCAGGGAAAGCCCGAUCUGAUCAUUGGAAACUACAGCGAUGGCAAUAUUGUUGCCUCAUUGCUGGCACAUAAACUGGGGGUUACACAGUGUACUAUCGCUCACGCCUUGGAGAAAACUAAAUAUCCUGAUUCAGAUAUUUAUUGGAAGAGAUUUGAUGACAAGUAUCAUUUCUCAUGCCAAUUCACAGCCGAUCUUAUUGCCAUGAACCAUACCGAUUUCAUUAUCACAAGUACAUUCCAAGAGAUUGCUGGCAGUAAAGAUACAGUUGGACAAUAUGAGAGUCACACAGCUUUCACUCUUCCGGGGCUCUACCGGGUGGUCCAUGGAAUUGACGUGUUUGAUCCCAAGUUUAACAUAGUUUCUCCUGGAGCAGACAUGAGCGUCUACUUCCCCUACACAGAGACUGAGAAGAGGCUGACUUCCUUCCACCCUGAAAUUGAGGAGCUUCUUUAUAGCGAAGUUGAGAAUGAGGAACACUUGUGUGUAUUGAAAGAUAGGUCCAAGCCGAUCAUAUUCACAAUGGCAAGAUUGGAUCGUGUGAAGAACAUAACUGGACUUGUCGAGUGGUAUGGCAAGAACAAGCGCCUUAGGGAGUUGGUUAACCUAGUGGUUGUGGCUGGAGACCGGAGGAAGGAGUCUAAGGACAAUGAAGAGAGGGCUGAGUUGGAAAAGAUGUAUAACCUAAUAAAGACCUACAACCUGAAUGGCCAAUUUAGAUGGAUUUCUGCACAGAUGAACCGAGUAAGAAAUGGCGAACUCUACCGAUGCAUCGCAGACACAAGGGGAGCUUUCGUGCAGCCUGCCGUGUACGAAGCUUUCGGUUUGACAGUUGUGGAGGCUAUGACCUGUGGAUUACCUACUUUUGCCACUUGCAAUGGAGGCCCUGCUGAGAUUAUCGUCGAUGGUAAAUCUGGCUUCCAUAUCGAUCCAUACCAUGGUGAGCGUGCUGCUGAAAUCCUCGUCGACUUCUUCGAGAAGUGCAAAGAAGACCCAACACAUUGGGAUGAAAUCUCCCGAGCAGGCCUCCAGCGUAUCUACGAGAAGUACACAUGGCAGAUCUAUUCGGAGAGGCUGCUAACACUGACUGGAGUUUACGGGUUCUGGAAGCAUGUAUCCAACCUUGACCGCCUCGAGAGCCGCCGUUAUUUGGAAAUGUUUUACGCCCUCAAGUACCGCAAGCUGGCUGAUUCUGUGCCACCAGCUGUGGAUGAGUGAGAAAGCUUGGAAGGGAAAUGAAAGACGGGAGCAUCAGUUAUAGAGAAAUAGUUGUUCUCUGAGUCCCACAGGAGUUAAAUAAAAGAGAUAUGUUGAUGCUUCCUGCAAAUGUGAAUAAUGCAAAGAAGAAGAGUUCUAUUGUUCUUGUUUUUGUCAUUGCUUGCUUUCUUUCAAGUCUGAUAUUGUUGUAUCAAUUGGGUGGUUUGAACCCGUCAUCAAUUUGAGUAUUAUUCCCUUUUCGCUUCUCAGCAA